Molecule: messenger RNA, 1229 nt
Organism: Eupeodes corollae
Lineage: Eukaryota; Metazoa; Arthropoda; Insecta; Diptera; Syrphidae
Exons: 5
Coding region: 147-941 (264 amino acids)
Source: RefSeq, a predicted model, not a curated record
UUUGUGCAGUGAAAUACGCAAGUUGUCGUGAGUGUAUCAUAAACACUGCUUAAUAUAUUUUGUUUAUAGUUUUUUUGGUUGUGAUUUUAAAGCAAAAGUUUGCUUUUUUUCUCAUAAAGACUUAGACUAAAUUUUAAUAAAAAAAUAUGAAAUUAUUCAUUUUACAAGUUGCACUUUUUUGUGCUGUAGCUUAUGGUGCAAGUGUUCCCGAAACAGACGAGAAAUCAUCAGAGGGAGAUGAAUUCGUCUUGCCUAGUGGCAUACCAACCUGCAGUGCUGAUGAAGACAAACUAAAUGAAUGCCUUAAAAAUGUUUUCCAAGAAAUGCUUCCAAAAUUACACCAUGGAAACAAAGAACUUAACAUUCCACCAAUUGAUCCCUUUGCAUUGAAAAAUACCAAAUAUGAUUAUUCGAAUGGAGUUCUUUCGGGACGAGUUGCACUGAAAGAUGCUAAAAUUUAUGGAGUAAGUCGUUCAGAAGUCAAAGAUGUUCGUUUCACUCUUAAUGAAGAAGGUACCCAUAUGGAAGUUGAUACAUUCACACCACGUCUAUAUGUCGAAGGAAAUUAUAAGGCUGAUAUGAAAAUCAAUGAAGUUAAAAUGAACCCCAAGGGAUAUUUCAAUGUCACAAUGUCUGGUGUUAAUUUCACUCAGCUUAUGGAUGGUAAAUUCGAAACUAAAAAUGGCAAACGAUUUUUGAGACUUGUUAAAUUCGACAUGGAUGUUGAUAUUGAAGAUAUGAAAAUCUAUGCCGAUGGAUUGUUCCCAGAUCCAACUUUGAAUGCUAUUGUCUUGGACUUCAUCAACCAAUACUGGCGUGAAAUUUACAAAGUCAUUAUUCCCGAAACUCGAUCAUAUUGGGAACCUCUUGCCUUGAAUGCAAUGAAUGAGUUCAUGUUGCAUGUUCCAUUCGAUAAGCUUAUUACCAAAACCAAAAAUUAGAUUUAAUUAAUAUUAUUAUUAUUCUUAGGUGUUCUGUUUUUUUAUAGAAUUAUAUUUACAAAAAAAAACUGUGUUAUUGCCCAUGAAAAAAAACUAUGAUUUCAUUUGUGAUGAUCUUAUGUAAUUUAACACGCAGGUUAAGGUUAAAAAUGAAAAAUGAACAUAACUUACCACAUUCAUACGUUAUACAAAUCAAGAACCCAAGUGCAUAAGUGAAUGAACCAAAAUUAGGUGAAUGACGCGCGCGACUAUGAUAUAAAUAAUAAUAAUAAAAAACAAUCACGCAUA